This is a messenger RNA of Orussus abietinus, 865 nucleotides long. It is a transcript of the gene RpL13, whose product is annotated as 60S ribosomal protein L13. The transcript has 4 exons. Gene Ontology annotation, molecular function: structural constituent of ribosome; RNA binding. Bases 152 to 811 code for a protein of 219 amino acids. NCBI's taxonomy places the organism in Eukaryota, Metazoa, Arthropoda, Insecta, Hymenoptera, Orussidae. Gene Ontology annotation, cellular component: ribosome; cytosolic large ribosomal subunit. Gene Ontology annotation, biological process: translation. The record is from RefSeq and is a predicted model, not a curated record.
AUGUCGCAUGAACAAUCUCCUAAUUUGACUUAGUCGUUGGACUAUCUAUUCUUUUUUUAUCUCGUGGCUGCGGCUCAACGGUUUCCCCCUUUCUAGCUGCCUUUCGCGGCGCGUAUUAAAGAGUGACACCGAGAGGUUUUCGGCAGCCACCAUGGGGAAGCGUAAUAACAUGAUCCCGAAUGGGCACUUCCAUAAGGACUGGCAGCGAUUUGUCAAGACAUGGUUCAACCAGCCAGCCCGCAAGUAUCGCAGGAAACAAAACCGUGUCAAGAAAGCACGUGCAGUUGCCCCAAGGCCUGUACAUUUACUGCGACCUAUUGUUCACUGCCCGACAUUCCGCUACCACUCAAAAGUUAGGGCAGGUAAAGGAUUCACUUUGGAUGAAUUGAAAGCAAGUGGGUUGAACAAGAGAUUUGCUAGUACAAUUGGAAUUGCCGUUGAUCCUAGGAGGCGCAACAAGUCUGUAGAGUUGUUACAGACUAAUGCUCAACGUCUGAGAGAGUACAGAGCAAAACUAAUUCUUUUCCCACUUAACAAGAAGAAGGUGAAGACGGGUGAAGCCAGUGAAGAAGAAUGCGGAUUGGCCACUCAGCAUAAGGGUGAUGUUAUGCCCGUGCGUCAUCAAGCACCUAUUAAGGCAAAGGCACGUGUAAUUACUGAUGAAGAGAAGAAAUUCUCUGCUUAUAUCACUCUUCGCAAAGCAAGAGCCGAUGCAAGAUUAGUAGGAAUACGAGCAAAACGUGUUAAAGAUGCUGCUGAAAACCCUGACGAUGUAACUAAAGUGGCUAAAGAAAAGAAAUCUAAAAAGUAAUUAAGAUCAUUCUGAUAAAUAUAAAUAAAAAGCACUGACUUACUUUUCAUCGUA